UGCAAUGUCAAAUGCUCCUGGCAGUAAGAAACCAGUAAUGAACAAUGAAUCAGUGGAAGUGCAUUAUAAUUUUGUGCAAUCUAGUAAUAUUCAGUGCACUGAUAAAAGAAUCUGUCACCUUUUUAUUGUCGCGAAAACUCUCUAAAUGUUUCGACGAUUACUGGUUCAAAUACAAGUCGAUGCGUAACAAAACUUACGUAGGGAUUUUAGAGAUGAAGAGACGAAUUGCUUGGGAGAGCAAUCUUUUCAAGAUUUAUGAACAUAACUUAUUGGCCACUGCGGGACAUUAUAGCUACCUCUUGCGAGACAACUGCAUUGCUGAUCUCAGCACCGGACAGUACCUUCGAGAAUGGGUGAAAUUAAUACCAAGUAAUCAACUGCUACUCGACGAUGACCCAAUGGUACAAGCAGUCCUUCACGACCCAAACAGAGUGCCAGAAUAUUUAGACUGGCGGACCUGUGGUUUUUUAACACCGCCCGAGGAACAAUUGGACUGCGGUAGUUGUUACGCCUAUGCAAUAAUUGGAACAAUUAUAGGACAACUUUAUCGACUAACGGGUCACGUUUAUUCAUUAAGCAAACAACAAAUAGUCGAUUGUAGUUCAUCGACAGGAAAUUUAGGCUGUGAUGGUGGAUCUUUAAGAAACACUUUAAAAUAUUUGGAACAAGUCAGAGGACUUAUGGGAGAAUCCUACUAUCCUUACAUAGGGCGGAAAGGUACGUGUAAAUUUCAAGAAAAUCUAAGUGUUAUUAAUAUCACAUCGUGGGCAAUUUUACCAGCGCGAGAUGAAAGAGCAUUAGAAGCAGCUGUAGCAACAAUUGGACCAAUUGCAGUAUCCGUAAAUGCAUCUCCAAAAACUUUUCAACUUUAUCAUAGAGGUGUCUAUGACGAUCCCUCUUGUAGCGCAAGCGAUGUGAACCAUGCAAUGUUAGUUGUAGGAUAUUCACCAACGUAUUGGAUUUUGAAGAAUUGGUGGGGCUCAAACUGGGGUGAAAAUGGAUACAUGCGCUUAGCAAAAAAUAAAAAUCGCUGCGGAAUUGCCAACUAUGCAGGUUAUGCGAGAAUUUAAUUUAAUCCAAAAUACCUAUAAUAACCUACUGUCGCUCACUUGUCACUAGCUGUAGAUUGUAUAAUAAAAGAGGAAAAAAAAAAUAGAAAAACCAUCGUUACAUCAACAAAUUUCCAUCAAAACUAAUGCAACUUCAGUUUUCUGUUAGAGAAAAAUUAAAAUUUUCAAUCAAAUCAAUUUUGAUUCAAUUAAAGGGUAUAGCCGGAUAAGUAUGCAAAAAGUGCCCCCGCAUGUAUUUUAUUCAUAAUUUAUCCAUACAUUCCUACCCACUUAAAGAUAACAUUCUGAAAGUUUGAACUCAAAAUUCGCU
Leptopilina heterotoma is the source of this 1380-nucleotide messenger RNA. It is a transcript of the gene CtsL4, whose product is annotated as procathepsin L-like. Gene Ontology annotation, cellular component: lysosome. The coding region runs from base 45 to 1070 and encodes 341 amino acids. Gene Ontology annotation, molecular function: cysteine-type endopeptidase activity. The record is from RefSeq and is a predicted model, not a curated record. NCBI's taxonomy places the organism in Eukaryota, Metazoa, Arthropoda, Insecta, Hymenoptera, Figitidae. The transcript has 5 exons.